CCCGCUGGCGUAGAAGAGCCCCAGAACUCUGCCCUUGGGGCCUUUAGCAUCGGCAGUGUCUCCCACCCGUAGCUCCCUCUCUCCAGCCACCUCCAGCUCUCGUGGCCCCGGGCUGCGGCUCCCGGCGCCUGAGGUCUGUCUCCGCGCAAUCCCGCAGGGGGCGCCCCAGUCCGAGCGCGCCGCCCUCGGGGAGGCGGGAGGGGAGCCCGGGGCGGGAGAGGGCGGGGGGCGGGGGUGUCCCAGCUAUAAAGCGUGGCCGCCUCCCGCGGCGCCCAGGACGGCUGGGACCCCGGGCGGUCGGACGGGCGGGCACCGGUCGGAACUCGGGCCGUGCCGGCUGAGAGAUCUGAAGCGCUCGGUUCCCCCCGGGCCGGAGCGGGGGCGGGAGGGGGCGCAGGCCCGGGGGAUGCUGGGCUCGGUGAAGAUGGAGGCCCAUGACCUGGCCGAGUGGAGCUACUACCCGGAGGCGGGCGAGGUCUACUCGCCGGUGACCCCAGUGCCCACCAUGGCCCCCCUCAACUCCUACAUGAGCCUGAACCCUCUGAGUGCUCCCUACCCCCCUGGGGGGCUCCCUGCCUCUCCGCUGCCCUCAGGACCCCUGGCGCCCCCAGCCCCCGCAGCACCCCUGGGGCCCACCUUCCCAGGCCUGGGUGCCAGUGGUGGCGGAGGCAGCGGCUCAGGGUAUGGGGGCCCGGGCCCGGGGCUGGUGCACGGGAAGGAGAUGCCGAAAGGGUACCGGCGGCCACUGGCCCAUGCCAAGCCGCCAUAUUCCUACAUCUCGCUCAUCACCAUGGCCAUCCAGCAGGCGCCGGGCAAGAUGCUGACCCUGAGCGAGAUCUACCAGUGGAUCAUGGACCUCUUCCCCUACUACCGGGAGAACCAGCAACGCUGGCAGAACUCCAUCCGCCACUCACUGUCUUUCAACGACUGCUUUGUCAAGGUGGCGCGCUCCCCAGACAAGCCGGGCAAGGGCUCCUACUGGGCCCUGCACCCCAGCUCAGGGAACAUGUUUGAGAACGGCUGUUACCUGCGCCGCCAGAAGCGCUUCAAGCUAGAGGAGAAGGUGAAGAAAGGGGCUGGCGGGACCUCCACCUCCAGGAACAGUGCAGGGGCGGCUGCCUCGGCCGCCGCCCCUGCCGCCACGAUCACCUCUCCCCCACAGCCCCAGCCUCCACCCCCUGAGCCGGAGGCCCAGGGCGGGGAAGACGUGGGGGCUCUGGACUGUGGCUCACCCCCUUCCUCCACGCCCUAUUUCACUGGCCUGGAGCUCCCCGGGGAGCUGAAGCUGGAUGCCCCCUACAACUUCAACCACCCUUUCUCCAUCAACAACCUGAUGUCGGAACAGACACCAGCACCUCCUAAACUGGACGUGGGGUUUGGGGGCUAUGGGGCAGAGGUGGGGGAGCCUGGGGUCUACUACCAGGGUGUCUAUUCCCGCUCUCUGCUUAACGCGUCCUAGCAGGGGUGUGGGAGUGCGGUGGGCGGGGUAUGACUGUAGCUCACACCAUCAGGCGCUUGGGGCCUGAUCCUCCUGGUGACACUUGGCUCGUCCCGUCAGUUACCAUCUUGGUUGGUCUAUUACUGCGGUGACUGCUGUCUCUGGAGGCUCGGGCCAAUCCUUUGGGUACUGUGAUAACUGCUGUUGACAUCUUGGCGGGCCCACUGGGUACUACAAAGACUGCCAUGUCCAUUGAUGUUAUUCGUCCAUCUCUUGGGUGCUCUGAUGGCCACCACCCGGGAUGACAUCUUAGUUGGCCCUUUGGACAUGGUGAUGGACAUCCUCUUGACUAAUCCUUUGGAUGUGAUGGUAAUACCAUUCCAAUGACAUCUUCUUUGGCCCGUUGGGUGCUGUGCUCACUUCUUUUUUGGGGGGCUUCUUGGCAUGGUAGAUGCCGAGUUGGCCACCAUCCUGCACAACAUCUCUUUCUUGGGCACGUUGGGUGCUAUGAUGAACACCAUCUUGGUGGGCUGACAUAACCGGUGUACCGUUGUCCACUGUGAUAGCUACCAUAGCCCCUGGGUUGGCCAUUGUCAUCCCCGUCUCUUUGGUGUGAGUUGAGUGAGGGAUGGAAGUGUGAAUACUCCUUGUUUUUUUCUGGAGCCCAUUCCCCUCUCUGGUCCAGGAGAAACCAGAAAGGACUGGCUAGGGUAUGGGGAAUUUCUACUGAAGUCUGGUUCUUGCCUGGGAAGCGGGAUACUGGCUGUGUUUGACCAUUAAAGGCACUGUUUUUGCCUCUCCCUGAACGUCUCUUUUCCUUGGAGGGUGGGCCCUGCGGGGCUUGAACACCUGAAUUGCAGUGUCCCUGUCCCCUCUCCCGCCUGACCCCAAGAGCUAGCUGCCUCUGGGGGAGGGGUUGGGGGAGGCAUCGACCUGACCUUUGGCUCUUCGCUGUCCCUGACCCCAAGGACAGUUUGCUCACAGAUAGCAGCCCCUGCAGCAGUGGGGCCAGGGCGGCUGGGAGAGGAGACUCUGCAGUGACCAAGGCCAUCUCCCCACCCCCACUCCCCAGACACACACCUCUAACUCUGAGGCCCAAGGAGCCAGGGACUGCUCAACUUUUGGUUAAGCUGGGGAGGAGGGGAAGGCACAAACCAGGUGUUAAUUGAAGGAGAUGGGGUGUGUGUGUGUGUGUGUGUGUUGGGGGGGUAGGCCUCCAUUGGUCAUAGGAUAUCACUGUGCCCACUGGGGUCUCUGUGGCCUGCCCCUUAUUCCCUCCGGUUUGUAUCCCUCCAUUGUGUGGGUCUGCAUGUCUGUUCACACUCUGAGUGCUACCUGUGGGUCCUGGGAUCUCUUAUUGUUUAGUGUGUGUGGUUCUCUUUGUCCGCCUACCCGUGGGUCCUUGUGGGUCUCCCACUAUUAGGCGCAGGUCUCUGUGUCCAUUUGUCUGCAUACCCAUCGCCUCAAGGAGUCUGUGUGGGGCUCAAUCCGCAUCGAAGGCCUGCCUGUCGCUGUUCUGUGAGUCAGCAUCCGCCCAUAUGUUUCAAAUGUUUCAAAGAGUCUGCCUGCGCUUGACAAUGCCUGUCACCGUUGCGUGGAGGGUUGGUUGUCACUUCUGCAGGCAGGUGUGUGGGGAAGGAGUUCGGUCCUCCUUGGGCGGCUUUGGGCCUCUGGGGUUACUGUCUGAGUGUCUCUGUUCCUCCGGGGCUCUCCCUAGGCUCUGAGUCUGGAGUCAGGUGCUCAGAUGUUCUGAGCGCAUGGCUUUUGGGGUGGGCGGUGGGGGGGGAGACAGUGAGCAGAAGCUGAGGCUCAGGAGGGAAAGGGACUGGGCCAGGGUCAUUUGGCCAGGUGAGGGCAGGUGGACGGGUUUGGUCUUAUUUUGUCUUUUCCUUAUUUGGGGUUUGCCUUUCUUGGUCCUUGGUUCUCCAGAGGCUCAUUCAUUUGUUCAUCAGACCAAGGGCUGCCUGUUUACGUGUGUGCGUGUGCGUGUGUGUGUGUGUGAGUUGUCUACCCCAGUUUCUGUGUGUCCAUCUUUCUGUCUCUUUAGUGUCAUCUCUCUGUGGCACUCUGUCCUUAGCUCUCUCUCUGGGUCUUUGUCUCCUGGCUUUUUUGAAAACCUUUGCUCAUCCUCUGUAGUCUAUCUCUUAUGCCGUCCGCCUUGUGCUUUCUCUCUCUUUCACUCUGUUGCUUUGACUCUGUCCCUCCUUCCCUCUCUCUGGGCUCUGGAUGUCUCUGUCCUCCUCUUGGGGACUGUGACUCCUUUCUGGGGUCUUCCUCCCUGCCCCCCCCAACAGCUUUGGAUCUCUGGCCUCACUCCUCCUUCUCUGGUCUUCAGCUCCCUGAGUUUCUGCCUC
Messenger RNA from Mirounga angustirostris (Northern elephant seal), 3792 nucleotides. RefSeq names its product forkhead box A3 (gene FOXA3). Gene Ontology annotation, biological process: cell differentiation; regulation of transcription by RNA polymerase II; anatomical structure morphogenesis. The coding region runs from base 407 to 1459 and encodes 350 amino acids. Gene Ontology annotation, molecular function: RNA polymerase II cis-regulatory region sequence-specific DNA binding; transcription factor binding; protein domain specific binding. The record is from RefSeq and is a predicted model, not a curated record. The transcript has 2 exons. NCBI's taxonomy places the organism in Eukaryota, Metazoa, Chordata, Mammalia, Carnivora, Phocidae.